Messenger RNA from Suillus fuscotomentosus, 1326 nucleotides. RefSeq lists its product as uncharacterized. Lineage: Eukaryota; Fungi; Basidiomycota; Agaricomycetes; Boletales; Suillaceae. Bases 1 to 1326 code for a protein of 441 amino acids. The record is from RefSeq and is a predicted model, not a curated record. The transcript has 4 exons.
AUGCACCUCAUUUGGGAGAACAUCAUCAAAAACCUUAUCUUACUCUGGACAGGUGAAUUCAAAGGCCUCGAUGUUGGGUUGGAGGAUUAUGAGCUGGGUGAAAGUGUCUGGAAUGCUGUAUGUCAAGCGGGUGCUAAUUCAGGCUCUUUUAUCCCAUCAGCAUAUGGUGCUCGCCCACCUAAUCCAGCCACUGAACGGAGUAUGUGCACAGCGGACUCGUGGUCAUUUUGGACUCAAUAUCUUGGCCCGGUGCUUUUGCAUCGCAAGUUCUCCAAGCCCAAGUACUAUAAGCACUUUGUGAAGCUUGUUCGCAUGGUCCGUGUUUGUCUUCAGUUCGAGCUCUCAUCCACAGAUAUCAGUGAUUUGAGAAUGGGGUUUGCCUCUUGGGUCGAAGAAUUUGAAGUAAUAUACUACCAACACAAUCCCGAAUGUCUUUCAGCAUGCCCUAUCACAAUUCAUGCACUUCUGCACAUAGCUGAUAGCAUUGAAGAGACCGGACCAGUGUGGACCAGUUGGGCAUUUCCUAUGGAGAGAUUUUGUGGGCAGAUGCAACCCGCAAUUAUGAGCAGACGUCAUCCUGAUGCAUGCAUGGCUCGUUACAUCGUCGAACAUGCUCAACUUACACAAGCAGCGCUUGUCCACAAUUUCACAGAAGAACUGACCCUUCGUCCAUGUCGAUUGGGAGUCAUAGUAGCUGGGCAUUUCAAGCAUGAAUCGUAUCCAUCAUGUGUACUCUUGCCACCACGGAGAACAACCCCACUCACAUCAGUCACACUCUCACGGAUCUUCAAGGCACUUGCAACCCGGUUUGAUGUGUCGUUAGCAUUGGUUCGCCAGCAUGUCAAAGAAGUUUAUAUUGAGCAAUGGGGCAAGGUCCGACGGCUGGAUGGUGGUGACACAAUGCUUGCAGCAGGGCUUGUUUCAUCCCAGCAUGAUUCACGAGAUGCCACAUUUGUGCGAUAUGAGACCCUCAUUGAUAAAUUCGCUCGACAACAUCACAUGCCACCCGCAUAUGAGAAACAGACAUUCUAUGGGCGUCUGGAACAUAUUUUUGUCAUUCGCAUUCCGCAUACUCCAGCGCUCAAAGUUGAUGGUCCAACUACAAUUUUCCUCGCUGCAUUGUCAACAUGCAAACUCGAAUCCACUCCAUCAAGUUUGAGUGCUCUUGACAUUCACUUUUACAGUAGCCUCAAUGAUACUUUAGACAUUGUGGACAUUGUCUGCUUGCAAUGUCUCGUUGGGCGUGUGCCAAUGGAUGGAGGUCGGCAGUGGGCAAUCAUUGACCGAAGCGGGAAUCUUGCUCGUGCAGUUUUCGAGGAUUCUUAG